Molecule: messenger RNA, 864 nt
Organism: Gadus morhua (Atlantic cod)
Lineage: Eukaryota; Metazoa; Chordata; Actinopteri; Gadiformes; Gadidae
Gene: c4h5orf63
Product: chromosome 4 C5orf63 homolog
Exons: 4
Coding region: 116-508 (130 amino acids)
Source: RefSeq, a predicted model, not a curated record
CAAUCUUAUAAUAACCAUUAAGCAACGCUAUUGCUAACAUCGUAUAUUAUGUGGUGAGGUUAUCGUUAUGCUUUUACUUUGAAAAGAAAAGGGAAGCAUAUCCUCAUACCGAUGUAUGUGCUUACUGGGCCACUUUAACCUGUGUUAUGAUUUCGUCUUUUCGCAAGAUAGAAUGAAUUGUUUAUUUACGCAAAGAGUAACGAGUGGGCUGAGAAGGAUACCAGUGGUUCUGCUUCAAAGAUCAUCCUCCCAGAAGCAAUUGCCAACUUUGACUCUCUACACAAAGGAUCCUUGCCCUCUUUGUGAUGACGCUAAAGAAACACUUAAACCAUAUAAGCACAGGUUUCUGUUUCAGACGGUAGAUAUCACAUUGCCAGAGAACAAAACAUGGUAUAAGAAGUACAAAUAUGAUAUUCCGGUAUUCCAUUUUAACGGACAAUUCCUGAUGAUGCAUCGAGUUGACACUGGACUACUGGAACAACACUUGACUAAAGCAGAGAAAGAAUAGAUACGAUUUAGUUUUACUGAUAUAAAGAUUGUCAUUGUUUUGCAUCUUUAUUUUAUAAAAAUUAAGCAUAAACUAUAGCAUUGAUUACACGGUAUUGUCCGAUAUGCAUUUUAAAUAUAUUUUGGUGGAUAUUUGAUUGUGGAAGGUUUUUUGUCAUAUUUGAGGAUUCCAUUCCUCUCCAUAUCUACCAAUACAUAAGAUGUGAAUGAUACGUGAUACAUUUAGAUCAACUGCCUCAGACUUUAAUGUUACAUUUUGAGCUUUGAGUUUUUUCAAAAACUCUUGUUUAAUUGUAUUGUAAUACUUGUUAUAUUCCACUUUUAAUUUAUAUUAAUUAAAAUGCAAAGUAAAAAUUG